Molecule: messenger RNA, 4037 nt
Organism: Abrus precatorius (Indian licorice)
Lineage: Eukaryota; Viridiplantae; Streptophyta; Magnoliopsida; Fabales; Fabaceae
Exons: 5
Coding region: 106-3495 (1129 amino acids)
Source: RefSeq, a predicted model, not a curated record
ACUUUCCUUUCUCUCUCUAAACACACUCUCUCUCUAAAAUCCACCAUACCAAACCCUGAGCUUACUUUUUCACUACAACAAGAUCUAAACCCUGAUGCAAUUUCCAUGGAUCAACAAGAGAAGGGUUUAUCUAAUUGUGGGGCUUCAGAAUCCACAGUGACCCAUGGUGAGAAAGGGGGUGAUGGAACCCUAGAGAGGUCUGUGGGUUGUGGGGGUCAGGUUCAGACGGAGGGUUCAUUUUCUGAAGAGUUGGUUGAGGAGGGUGGGGCUUGUAAUGGGAAGGAUGUAAUGGUGGAGGUUUUGGGUUCAGAUGUGUACAUAGAUGGUGUUUGCACUCAUGGGAGUGGUGCUGAGCUGAAUGAUGAAGUGGGUGGUGGGGGAUCAGUUGAGGGUGACGAUGUGAAGUCUGAAGUGGUAGGUACUGGGGGUUCUCAGGCUGUAGAAUCUGAAGAAGCUAAGAGUGAGAAUGUGGCAGUGGAAUUGGACAGUAUGAUGGUGGUGAGAGAAGAGAGAAAUAUAGCAGUGGUUGGUAGUGAUGAAUUUGAUGCUGCAUCUUUACAAGAUUCUGUUAUGGAUAACAGAGCUCCGAAAGAAGUGGGAACUGGGGCUAGCAACGCUGAAGUUCCUGUUGUGACGGAUGUUAGGGUUGAGUGUGCAAAUACACUGGAUGCUGGCGCCCCAGAUGAUAAGGUGACAAAUAGUAGAUGUGAUAAUGCUUUAGGAUGUCCAUUAACAGGUAGUUCUGUAGGAGGAGGAAAUGUACAGAGUGGAUUGCCUGAAAAGGAUAAUCAAGAGAGGAACUUGAUUGCUAAUGAAGCACUGAAAGAUGGAAAUGAAGUGACCUUAGAAACACUGGAUGAAGAGAAGAACAUUGCUAACAUGCAGAGCGGUAAAAUAUUAGAGAAAAAAGAAUCUAUCAGCCAUAAAGUUGAAUCCAAGGAAAAGGUAAAUUCAAAUGCGGAGCAACCGAUGGAGAUUGAUAAAGUCGAUGACAACUCUAAUAAUGUACUAGAAGAAGUGGUUGGUGGAACUGAAGUUGCAAUGGACAAGGCCCUUCCAUCUUCUGAGGAAAAACAGCUAUUUAGCUUGACAAAAUGCACUGAAAAGGAACAUGUAGCUGACACUUCACAGGUUUGUUCAGAUACAGGGCAGGAAAUAGUUGACAAGGAUUCAGCCAGAGAAAUGGAAUUAGACAAGAAUGCUGAAGAUCAGCCCAAAACAGAAAGGAAUAAAAUAUUGAACCACACUUCAGGCAUUGAUGGUACAUUGGUUGUGAAAGACACUCAAAUUACUGACCGGGAUAACGUUGCAGUGAUGGAUGCUGGAAAGGAAAAAAUCCAUGAUGAGUCUAAUAUUAGGCAAAAUGUUGAAGUACAAGCUGGCAUUGCUGAGCAGGUUGGUUCAAAUGGAGGUCAGGAAGUUGAAGCUGAAGAAUUUAAUGAAGCUGAACAGAGAAAGACAGAUGUGAGAGUCACGAGAAGAUCACUAAUGAAGCUUGGGAGUUCAGAAAUAUUUCAUCAUGCAAAAUAUUUGCUUCCAGCAGAAACGGAAGGUGAGUUUUCUGUGUCUGAUAUGGUUUGGGGCAAGGUGAGAAGCCACCCGUGGUGGCCUGGACAGAUAUUUGAUCCCUCAGAUUCGUCUGAGAAGGCAAUGAAGCAUUGUAAAAAGGACUGUUAUUUGGUAGCAUAUUUUGGGGAUAGAACGUUUGCAUGGAAUGAGGAGUCUCAGCUAAAACCUUUUAGGACAUAUUUCUCCUCUAUUGAAAAGCAGAGCACUUCAGAAUCGUUUCAGAAUUCUGUGGAUUGUGCUCUGGAUGAAGUCACAAGACGAGUAGAAUAUGGGUUGGCAUGUUCUUGUAUACCUAAACAGACCUAUGACUCAAUAAAAUUCCAGACUAUAGAAAACACUGGGAUUCGACCAGAACUAAAGUUGAGACAUGGGUUGGAUGAAUCUCUCAAUGCCAACACCUUUUCCCCAGAUAAUCUUAUAGAAUACAUGAAAACACUAUCUCAGUUGCCAAUUGGUGGCUUUGAUAGAUUGGAGCUUGUGAUUGCUAAGGCUCAAUUGCUUGCAUUCUAUCGUUUCAAGGGUUACACUUGCUUGCCAGAAUUGCAAAAUUGUGCAAGUUGGGAUGAUGAUGUGGACACCUUGUUUUACGAUGAUGAGAAAAAUUUGAAUGAAGCUGUUGAUCAUGCAACUCCUGUACUUACAAAUGAUGGUCAAGAUGGUCUUGGUAAUUUGAAAAACCAAGGCAGCUCUUGUCGCAAACGUAAACAUAAUUUGAAGGAUAUUAUGAAUACAACAAAGAAGGAAAGAAGAUUGUCAGAACUAAUGGGUGGGACUCUAGAUUCUCCUCCUGAUGGUGAUUAUUGGUCUGAUGAGAAGGCAACUGAUAAUCUGGUUUCACCUGGCCAUUCCAAGAGAAGGAGGACUGUUGAUCACUAUGCUGAUGACUCUGGGAUGCAAGAUGGAAGAAAAACAAUUUCCGUUGCGAAAGUUUCAAAUACCACAAAGCCAUCAUUUAAAAUUGGUGACUGUAUUCGAAGGGUUGCUAGUAAACUUACCGGGUCUCCCUCUGUGAUGAAGAGUUCUGGUGACCGGUCUCAGAAGAUAGAUGGAAGCACUGAUGGUUUUCCUGGGAAUGGAUCUGAUGUUUCCUUUCAGAAUUUUGAGGAGUCUCAGAGGUCAAGUGUAGUUGUUCCGACAGAGUAUUCAUCUCUAGACAAUUUGCUAUCUUCAUUUCAGAGGGUGGCACAAGAACCCCUUGGAGAUUAUAGUUUCCUGAAUGCUAUUGUAAGCUUCUUCUCUGAUUUCAGGAAUUCAGUAGUUGUGGCUGAUGAUUCUGCAAAAGAGAUCUUUCGCACAGAUAAAGUUGGUUCUAAAAGGAAGAAAUUAUCUGUAGCUGGAACACCAGAAACAUUUGAAUUUGAGGAUAUGAGUGAUACAUAUUGGACAGACAGGGUCAUCGACAAUGGCAGUGAAGAGCAACCAGUGCAAUCAUCACAACUGCCACGGAAACACCGGAAAAAAGACUAUCAACUUGUUCCUGCUGAGCCAGGGAAGCCAGUUCAAGUUAGUCGUAGACCCUAUUCGAGGAAACAAUAUUCUGUCAGCAAUCAUGUUGAGGCUCCUGAAAAACCUCCCGGUUAUAUAGAUGAAAAUGCCCCUGCUGAACUUGUAAUGAACUUUGCCGAGUUGGAUUCUGUUCCCUUAGAAACAAACCUUAAUAAAAUGUUUAGGCGUUUUGGACCACUAAAGGAAUCUGAAACGGAAGUUGAUAGAGUAAGCAGCCGGGCAAGAGUGGUUUUUAAGAAGUGUGCUGAUGCAGAGGUUGCUUGCAGUAGUGCUCAAAAGUUCAGCAUAUUUGGUCCAAUACUUGUAAAUUACCAGCUCAAUUAUACUCCAAGUGCAUUAUUCAAAGCUCCGCCUGUUGCCACAACACAGGACCAGGAGAUGCAUCUUGAUCUUUCCAAUUUUGAAGUUAAUAUGGUCUAAAUUGUUUGGUAGCGUUGACCAUGAUGUGGCAGCACAAGUUUGGCUGAAUGAAUUGCUGAAUCAAAUUUUUGCCAAGUGACUGCUGAAGGAGGUAACCAGAAUGUUAAUUCAUCUGGUCAUCCAUUUUUCUGUUUAGAGAUAUUUUUGGUUGUAGGAUUCCUUUUAUUGUAGCAUCGUAGUUUGUAAUCCAUUUUGUAGUUUCCUGUAUAGCCUCAUCAACUGACCCUCUUUUGUAGUUGCCAUCACUCUCCUUCCAGAUUGUUUUGAAUUCUGUAGUCUGAACACUGGAUCUGUAGAAAUAUCAAUGCUACAUAUAAUAGUCAUCGGCAAUUAUACUUAUUCCUCAGAGGGAUAGAAGUUGAUGCUAGUCAUGUUGGUUAUAUGCCUUGGUUUUAUCUUGAGUGCAGGAGUAUGCUAUUUGUUGCCCUUGUCAAAAUCUUCAUAUUUUGUUGCGUGUUUGAUAGGAUAUUUGAGACAUUGGUGAGUGGUGACUGUAAAAUAGGAGUAUGAUGAGAUUGAGCCAAAUUCAAAUACUUGUUUUG